CGGCUGAGGCGGCCCGGCCGCCCCUGGAGCGCCGGGAGCCGCGGCACCGCCUCAGGCUGUAGUUUAAAUGUCUGAAGAAGGAAGCGAGCCCAGGAAAGUGGAAGUUGCCCUGAGAGACUUCUCAGUGUGAUUCAGGAUGAUUGAGGAGAGUGGGAAGAGGAGGAGGACCAUGGCAGAGAAGAGGCAGCUGUUCAUGGAGAUGAGAGCCCAGAACUUCGACGUGAUCCGGCUCUCCACGUACAGAACCGCCUGCAAGCUGCGCUUCGUGCAGAAGAGGUGCAACCUUCACCUCGUUGAUAUCUGGAACAUGAUCGAAGCCUUCCGAGAUAACGGCCUUAACACGCUGGAUCACAGCACGGAGAUCAACGUGUCCCGCCUGGAAACCAUCAUCUCCUCCAUCUACUACCAGCUGAACAAGCGCCUGCCCUCCAGCCACCAGAUCAGCGUGGAGCAGAGCAUCAGCCUGCUGCUCAACUUCAUCCUGGCGGCCUACGACAGCGAGGGCCACGGGAAGCUGACAGUGUUCUCAGUGAAAGCCAUGCUGGCCACCAUGUGUGGGGGGAAGAUCCUGGACAAGCUCAGAUAUCUUUUCUCUCAGAUCUCAGAUUCCAACGGGCUGCUGGUGUUCCCCAAGUUCGAGCAGCUGCUGCGGGAGGUGCUGAAGCUGCCCACGGCCGUGUUUGAGGGGCCCUCCUUCGGCUACACGGAGCACUCGCUGCGCACCUGCUUCCCCCAGCAGAAGAAGGUGAUGCUGAACAUGUUCCUGGACACGCUGAUGGCCGACCCUCCUCCCCAGUGCCUUGUGUGGCUGCCCCUCAUGCACAGACUGGCCCACGUGGAGAAUGUCUUCCACCCCGUGGAGUGCUCCUACUGCCACUGUGAGAGCAUGAUGGGCUUCAGGUACCGCUGCCAGCAGUGCCACAACUACCAGCUGUGCCAGAACUGCUUCUGGAGGGGCCACGCCAGCGGCCCCCACAGCAACCAGCACCAGAUGAAGGAGCACUCCUCCUGGAAAUCCCCGGCCAAGAAGCUGAGCCACGCCAUCAGCCGCUCGCUGGGCUGCGUGCCCAGCCGGGACCCGCCCCGCCCGCUGUUCCCCGAGCAGCCCGAGCGGCCCCUGGACCUGGCCCACAUCGUCCCCCCCCGGCCGGUGCCCACCAUGAACGAGCCCCUGGUGCCCCAGGUGUCCUCCGGAGCGCCCACGCCCACCAAAAGGUGCCAGCGCAGCAGCAGCAGCCCCGAGCCCUGCCGGGAGGAGCACGCCCUGAUUGCCACCUUUGUGAGCCACCUGCGCAGCGGGGCACGUGCCCUGGACAGCCCUGGCCGGCUGGACGAGGAGCACCGCCUCAUCGCCCGCUACGCCGCGCGCUUGGCCGCCGAGGCCGGCAAUGCUCCCCGUCCUCCUGCAGACCUGGCGUUCAGCUUCGAUGCCAACAAGCAGCAGAGGCAGCUGAUAGCAGAGCUGGAGAACAAGAACAGGGAGAUCCUGCAGGAGAUCCAGCGGCUGCGGCUGGAGCACGAGCAGGCCUCGCAGCCCACGCCCGAGAAGGCGCAGCAGAACCCCACGCUGCUGGCCGAGCUGCGCCUGCUGCGGCAGAGGAAAGAUGAGCUGGAGCAGAGGAUGUCAGCCCUGCAGGAGAGCAGAAGAGAGCUGAUGGUGCAGCUGGAGGGGCUGAUGAAGCUGCUCAAAGAAGAAGAGCAAAAGCAGGCAGUACGAGGAGGAACCUCCGCAAUGACCUGCUGGUGGCAGCUGACUCCAUCACCAACACCAUGUCCUCGCUGGUCAAGGAGCUGCACUCAGCAGAGGAAGAAGACGAAGAAGAAACAGAGAAGCUGCAGAAUGGCAAGGACCGAGGCUAGGAGGGGCCGCAGGCUGGACAGCAGCUCAGGCUCGGAGGUUUCUCUUGCCAUCGAGGGACGUCUCCCCCUCCGAAGAGGCAGCUCCAGCCCAUCCAUCACCAUCGUGCGACCGUGACCGACCUCCACCGCCUGCCGCCGUCGCAGCUCCGCCGGGAGCAGCACCGGGAGCUGUCCCGAGGCCUCUCCGUCCGCGGCCACCGCCCCUCGGGCCGUUGCAUGUCCCCUCGGUGUGUUCCCUACCGGCGCCCAGCCCUGUCCCACCCGGCCCGGCCGCUCACGGCAGGCUUCAAAACUACAAAAAAAAAACCACCUGAAAG
Motacilla alba alba is the source of this 2177-nucleotide messenger RNA. RefSeq names its product dystrobrevin beta (gene DTNB). The record is from RefSeq and is a predicted model, not a curated record. The coding region runs from base 137 to 1975 and encodes 612 amino acids. Gene Ontology annotation, biological process: synaptic signaling. Gene Ontology annotation, molecular function: zinc ion binding. The transcript is spliced from 21 exons. Gene Ontology annotation, cellular component: plasma membrane; synapse. NCBI's taxonomy places the organism in Eukaryota, Metazoa, Chordata, Aves, Passeriformes, Motacillidae.